AUGCAUAACCGCAGCAGGGGAUCUUGGGAUGUUGCGCCUGACGUCGGCUGCAUCUUUCACUUCACUUCAGUAUCAACUCUAUCACAUGCUCCAAGUCCUGGACUGGUCUGUGGCUUUAUGACGCCUGGUUCCAUCACAAAAUCUCAAGAGAAGGACAGAAUGUACCAGCAUAUGUGGAGUGGAUUCAUCAUGGCCGCCAAUAUCAGUGCCGUCCUGUUUCAACGUCCAGACUGGAGUUCCAGCGCGGUUCACCUUGAAGGUAGCGGAUCAAUGCUAAUGCUCCCCUCGGGGUCGCCGACGAGGGCUUCGCAACCGACACCCCUCCGCUCAGCGGCGUGUCAUCGUACCUCCUCUAGAACCACCCUCCAGGCCGCGAGAGGGGGCCCUCGGUCGCUGCGAGCUUGGCAUAUGAAACCGCCAUUCAGAAUUUCCGUGACUGCCAUUUAUGAAGAACCGGUGAAGCUAGAGGCAUCUUUAAAGCCCGUGCGCUUUCUGAAACGCAUUCAGAGCGACCAAAUGCGCUUUGACACUGAUACUCUUGUCUCUCACUUCCUACACGAGUGCUUCACGCACUUCCCGCCGACAGCUCAGGCCUACAACAACGUCGCCAUGGACCGGAGCUCACUAGAUCCGGCCAUUCUCGAAGAGCUUGACAAGAGCGAUCUUGUAAAGGAAUGCCGCAAAUUCCACCAACAACAUGGAAGAAUGCCGAGCAUGAAGGACAUGCAGAGAUCCAAGGCUUUUCGCGAUGCACUGGGUAAUGCCGUGAAAGAUCUCGGCAAACCAGGCACCACCUCAGGAUACGGCGACUCCAAAUAUCCAUACAGCUCCGCUGCCCCUUCGCCUGGCUGCCGCGAUGCUUGUGAAGAGUGCUCGGAGCAAUAUCGAACAGGUUUGGGAUUGGCCACGCGACCUUAUGAAGAAUUCCUGAGCGACAACGAGGCUCGGCAGAAAGUUGAAUACCUCAGAGAGAAGACGGAAGAGAACCUCAGCCACGUGCGCCAACAGCUCAAGACGUAUGGCAAUGCGAUCAUGAAGCGCUGGCUGAAACGCAAUGUCAGCAAGCGUGCGAAUCUGCUAACACAAGCAAUGCCCGAGCUAUACUCCCAGAAGGCUAGCUUCGUUCAGGAGAUGCUGAAGAUCACCAGAUUUCUCGACAAGGACAGGAAGCUUACUCGCAAGAUCAACCUUAUGCCAUAUCUCAGCAUCGAACUGCUGAGCGAGAACCCGAAUAACCUCUUAGCCCUUCUAUAUUAUCGCACUCAUUUCAACCCAGUCCAAUGGGCUGCCUUUGACUGCCAUCAAUUCUCAUACUUCUUGAGAUCGGGCAUGAUGGAGGCAACUUACAAUCCGCAUUGCAUCACCAAUGACCAUGCAUGGCGAAUGGGACAUUCUCAAGAGUUACUCUCCCGCCAACUUCGGGCAGUGGUUGGUCUUCUACUCAAUCCACAACCUGAAAACGCGCAAUCUGGAUGCGAUGUGUUUGAGACACUCGCUGCGACCGGUUUUGCUACCACUGCCGGAGCCAUUACACAAGACGUGACAUUGACCUCGCCCUUCUCUGCCCCACCUUGCCUCAACAUGGCGGAGAUUGUGGCUACACUGCGCUCUCGACUACAAGCGUGCGAGGAUGAGCUUUGGUUGCUUCAGACUGACGCUGAUUAUUUGCGAGAGCAUCUGGCGAAGAUUGAUAGCUCGUUAGCGCAAGAGUCAUUCAGUGGUGGAAGUCGGGAAGAGCUCAAGCUUCAAGUCGUCAUGAUCAACAUCACUAAAGUCGAAGAUUGGCAAUAUCUAUUGGAUGAAGCAGAGCAAGCCAUGAGCAUUAUGUCAGAGCUGUCAUCUCGGGUUAGGCCUGGCCAUCCGCUACCAGAACAAUACGCGAACGCCCUUGCCAUCUUCGAGUUCGCGCUGAGCCUGCAAUUUCACCGGCAACAGAAUCAUCUUGGAAAACUUAUUACUGCUUCCAGCGAUUUUCGACAGUACUUCAGUUAUGUCGACAAGGAAAUAGGUGCUCUUGGCAUCGAUGCGUCUCUCCAGAAGACACAUCGUCAUGAUCCAAUCUUCUACAACCUCGCGAUGCUCCACACGCACGAGUCCCACAAGUCGUUUCCAGCAGCGCUCCACGUUCGUCAUCUUGAUGGACUUCUUGCAAGCCGUCCUCAUGAGGAAGCGCGUAGGAUCAGUCGAAUGAUGUAUAUGGCCGUCUCGGACAUGGCGGUCAUCGACGACACAUUGACCAAGAUCAAAUUGCACCGACCACAAGGACUACGGAUGACGUCGCUAAUGUCACUUGGAGAUCGACCAAAGCCUACUGCUGACGAGAACAGCAUCAUCGAGCUUGUGGCCGGACUGGACCCUCCGCAAAUGGAAAGGUGGAUGGAGAAAUUGACGGAGAAACAUGUCUUCGAUUCGUUCUACACCAUAUCAAACUACGAAUACUUGCAUCCUGUGCUCCAAAUGCUUGAACACCAGCCACGUUGCACAGGUAGAUACGAGACCCGGGACCUGGACGCCUUUGACAAGUCGCAGAAGGCUUUGUUCGAAUUUUGGCAAGCUAUGAGAGAAUGGAGGUUGCACAAGAUCUUGACUUCUUUCGAUCCUAUCCCCGACUUAGACAGAGCUAUGAAGAAAGUGUUUCCGAGUACUAUUGAGGAGUACAGGCGAGAUUUGGAGGAAGAGCGUGCUGCAAUGGCAGCUGCAGUCGAAGCGAAGAGUUUCGGUAAGUGCCUCUCCUCUGGGGAUCAACGCGAGCAAAACCGCAUAUUCCAUCUCAAGAGAUCUGUUUGGGGUUUCACCUCGACCGAGAACACUGCAGUCCAGCAGGUCAAAGAGAAGAAGAAAAGUCGCCCAUUGCACUCGGAUCUUCAGACACUGAGCAUUGCAGAGCCGCACCAGGAGUCCUUCACAACUCCACAAGAAACGAUCGCAGUGGACAAAACUAGUCUGACUGUGUUCCGUCGCAUGUAUGCCAGUGCGCUCGCGAAGAAAGGCCACAUCAAUUGGGAUGACUUCGUGGCGGCGCUCAUUGACAUUGGCUUCUCUGUCAUGCCGAACAGCGGCUCCGCUGUCACCUUCAAGGAAAAAUCUGGAAAGGGAUCCAUCGUCUUUCAUCGCCCCCAUCCAGAUUCUCACAUCGAUCCGAUCAUGCUCAAGUCCAUGGGCAAGCGGCUGCGAAAGUGGUUUGGCUACGAUAAGGAGACCUUUAUCGAACAUGGACUAGUCGCCUCCUCCAGAAAUGGUCCACUGGUCCACUUUAUCGCGCAGAGGGCGUGCAGAAAGUCAUGGCAACCGAUUGAAUCGACGAGCCGUGAGUACUACGAAAUAAACAUUACUGGUGACUCCGCGUGCCUUUGGUACAUCAGUAAUCAAGCCUUCCAAGACGACCUCCUAUCACAAGGACCACCUAGCCUAGUCGGCAAUACGAAUUCCACCGGCAGUCCCAUCUCCGGAUCCAAUCCUAAUAUUCUAACGCUCCCACCUACCAAAGCUCUAAGCAGAUCCCAAUCACCAGAACGCAACAAUAUCAAUCCUCCCAGUCCCGGUAGCAUCCAACUCUACGGCCGCACGAUCUCGAUUCCUAGCUCCAUAAAUCGUGACCCUCAAAGCCCAGCGGCGGCACACCUAUGGACGGAAACGGAAACUUCAACUCGGUCAAUCAGAGCUUGCCGUCUGGUAGCGGGGGCUGGGAGAAGGUUGGAAUUCCGUGUCAAGGACGGAGACGAUGGGGGAUUUGGGGGAGAGGAGGAGAAUGGGCAUCGCGAGCGGGGUAUGGAGGGGAUAGGAACUCUCAUCGAGAUUUGGAAGCGGAGGUGCUCGCAAAAUCAUGGUAGGAGAGCGCGUAUGCGGGAGCUACCUCCAUUUAGGCUCGUGAUGAAUGGGGAUUAUAUUGCGACCGAGUGCACCUCUCGCAGAAGCAGCUGA
Pseudocercospora fijiensis CIRAD86 is the source of this 3921-nucleotide messenger RNA. RefSeq lists its product as uncharacterized. The transcript is spliced from 22 exons. The coding region runs from base 1 to 3921 and encodes 1306 amino acids. NCBI's taxonomy places the organism in Eukaryota, Fungi, Ascomycota, Dothideomycetes, Mycosphaerellales, Mycosphaerellaceae. The record is from RefSeq and is a predicted model, not a curated record. Gene Ontology annotation, molecular function: mRNA binding.